AACGAAAACAAAGUUGUUUUUGGUGAGAAUGGUAGAGGGGCUUCCUUUUUGUGGGUUGUCCUCAGAAAGGGUGAAGACCCACAACUAGAAUCCGAUUUGUUUGUUCCGUACACAAUUGAUCACGGUCCGAUUCCUAAGAGGAGGAGAUUAGUCAGGAUGCGCGUAAACUGACCCGAACAUCUCUUACCGUCGAAAAAAAAGAAGACUCCCUUCUGUGGACUCUUUUAAAUUGGAAUACUGGUAUUGGGCAAUAAGGCAGCAACCAACAGAAUUUGCGUACAAAGUCCGCAUGAUGUAGAAUUUCCUCAUCAAUAACCCCCAGCUUUCCCGCCAUUCCUCAUCGUCUUCUCUCUCAAGACUAUGGCUGAUUCAACAAUCCCCAACCCCGAUCCAUGGGUUUCUUGUGAAUCGCAUUGGGACACUGGGGCUGGUAUGGGCUCGGCGCCUUGUACUGAUUGUGCUGAGAUAGUGGUGGUCCGUCACGGAGAAACAGAUUGGAAUGUAGAGGGGAGAAUUCAGGGACAUGUUGAUGUGGAACUGAAUGAAGUAGGGAGACAACAAGCAGCUGCUGUGGCUGAUCGACUCUCAAAAGAGACUGCAAUUUCUGCAGUGUACUCGUCUGAUUUAAAACGAGCUCUUGAGACUGCCCAUAUCAUAGCGAACAAAUGUGGUGUGUCUGAGGUCAUACAAGAUGCAAAACUAAGGGAACGACAUCUUGGAUAUCUUCAAGGUUUUGUAUUACAUGAAGCAGCCAAUCAUAAGCCAAAUGCAUAUCAAGCAACUUUAUCUGCCAGGACUGAUGAAGAAAUCCCUGGUGGUGGAGAAAGUCUUAAUCAACUCUUUCAUCGCUGCACAUCUUCAUUGCAGAGUAUUGGUAUGAAGCAUAUAGGUGAGAGAGUGGUAGUGGUUACUCAUGGUGGAGUCGUCCGUGCACUUUACAAGCGAGCUGCUCCAACAAAACGGCUGCGGAAGAAGAUCCUGAAUGCAUCUGUAAAUAUACUUCACUUAUCCAGCAAGGAAGACUGGAUCAUAAAGACAUGGGGCGACGUUAACCAUCUCAAUAAUACCGCAUUUCUGAAGACUGAUUUUGGAGGUGACAACACAUCUUCUGCUCAAAUAAAUCCAGAAUGCUCUUCUGGCUCCUCUGGUUGAUUACCCUGUAGCAGAACAUUAGUCAGACUACAAUCAAAUAGUAUGUAAAUCACCACCCAAAGUCUAUUUCAGUAAUGAAUCUAAUUUCAAAGUGCACUGAUUCGAACUGGAACUGCUCAUGUAAAUAUGAAGUUCACUUAUGGAUCUUAGAUUUUACACAAGGACACCUUCAUUCUCUUG
Molecule: messenger RNA, 1332 nt
Organism: Rhododendron vialii
Lineage: Eukaryota; Viridiplantae; Streptophyta; Magnoliopsida; Ericales; Ericaceae
Product: phosphoglycerate mutase-like protein 4
Exons: 9
Coding region: 361-1152 (263 amino acids)
Cellular component (GO): cytoplasm; cytosol
Molecular function (GO): phosphatase activity
Source: RefSeq, a predicted model, not a curated record